CGCAUCUUCCCGAAGGUUCAAGCUCAAAUCAUCCAACAGCUUUCGAGCUGCCGCAAACGCCUUGAGAGCCUUGGCGUUGACCGAGAAUCGGCGGACCAGCAGCGCCGGUUCUUGCUCGAAAUGUCGAGAGAAUUCCAAGACAUUACUAACUCCGCCUUGGAUGCGUACUACUCUCGUAACAAGGUAUUCAGAAGCAUUCCUGAGCUUAGACUUGCCACUUUAGCUGUCGACCGCAUGGAAAAGUUCUCAGAAGAGAUGGAGAGUUUUGGGCACACAGUCUGCUUUGAUUCGCAA
Hyaloscypha bicolor E is the source of this 294-nucleotide messenger RNA. RefSeq lists its product as uncharacterized. The transcript has a single exon. The annotation marks the transcript as partial. The record is from RefSeq and is a predicted model, not a curated record. Lineage: Eukaryota; Fungi; Ascomycota; Leotiomycetes; Helotiales; Hyaloscyphaceae.